AUGGAUAAAGAAAUUGACUAUCUUUUAACAAAAGCUGACUUGAGCAAUUACACAGACAAUUUUAAACAAAUUGGUGUUGCAAAGGUCGAGCAUUUCCUGGACGUUGAUGACGAAACUCUUGAGCAAGACCUUGGACUAGCGAAGAUACAAACUCGCCGUCUGAGGCGUUUCUUCGCUCAGAUACAAGGCGAAUCAAAGCAAAGAGGAACAAGCAGUGAAGGUAUUGAGUUAUCGUUUCUUAGAUGAUUAUUUUGAAGGCCUCUAUAAAAUGAUUGGCUUGUGCUUCAAACCAGCCAUGAACAAAAAACGUAAGGCAACAUGGUGCAUAAUUUGUAACGCAAUCCUUAACAAACAUUUAUAAUGUGAUCGGUAGGUGUUACGUCCGCCAGUGCCCCCAAGAAGCGCAAGCAGGCGAUUUUGUCAUUUGGACACUCCGGGCAGCUACAAGUCCUGAGGAACGACUCAGCACCAGAAAAGAAGCCGUGGGAAAAAUAUCUCCUUCCCAACCCAAACACAGAAAGGCUGAAAUUCUACAAUAGUGUUGUACCGCAGAUUUAUGAAUCUUCAUUCGUGAGUAAACAAGCCGGUUUCAAACAGUAUCUCCUCGAGCAACAGCAAAUGCGUUGGCAGUUAAACACAAAGAUAAAAGCCCUUUCCGAUAAAGAAAACAACUUGCUUAGAAACGAGAAUUGGGGAGUGUGCCAAAACAUCACGAAGUUCAUGUCAGGCGUGGAUGGAUGUAAGGGCAGUGGUGAUGUCGCGAAGUGUGAGUCCUCCUUGACCACUGUCAAUGAGGACUUUAAUUCAGCAUCCGAUUUGCUCUCAUUUAUCGACAACAGACAAAAGAACCUUUAUACAGAAGAGCAUACCUUAAGGCCGUUUGCAAGUGAUGAGCUCAAAUAUUUCCAGGAAGCUCAAGAGCGAGUGAAGGCCUUACACCAAGAGCUGCAGAAAGCCUCCAAUGCGCUCACGACCACCCUCAUGAGCUUGAAGAGAAAGUUCCCAUCUCCCAUGGGGAACAACGGUCUAUCCCGAAGAAAAAAAGAAAACAAGAGAAAAGUGAAAAAAAUCAAGGAGAAAAGGUUACGUCAGCGAGCAGCAAUUCUCCUAGAAAAACUUACCUCAAAAGAGGUAGCUAAAGAGGUUUUCGAUUCACUCGAAAAGACUACUUACAAAUGUGUCUCAAGUAUUAAUGCAGGAUUCACUGCGAGAUUUGUCAAGCGUCUCCACCUGGAUCCUCUGCUAUGGCUUUUGGAAAGAGGCGUGUUUGAAACAGAGCUGGCACGCAAUUUGAAAGUGGUAGUGGCCAGAAUGAACAAAGAGAAUAGCAGUAAUGGUGCUGAAAGAGGGUCAAGUUCGGGCGAGGAUUCCGAUGAAUCUGACGUGGAGACUGUGCAAGAGCCAGUGGAGAGGGCUGCCGAAGAUUCUGACACGGAAGCGGAACAAGAUACAGCCUCACCAAAAUAA
Molecule: messenger RNA, 1467 nt
Organism: Porites lobata
Lineage: Eukaryota; Metazoa; Cnidaria; Anthozoa; Scleractinia; Poritidae
Source: the annotation of a GenBank genome assembly